Molecule: messenger RNA, 6226 nt
Organism: Bactrocera neohumeralis
Lineage: Eukaryota; Metazoa; Arthropoda; Insecta; Diptera; Tephritidae
Product: nuclear pore complex protein DDB_G0274915
Exons: 2
Coding region: 1-3192 (1063 amino acids)
Source: RefSeq, a predicted model, not a curated record
AUGUUGGCGCGAGCACCGACGAUCGACACGCGGCCCGCCAGCGCAGCACCAACAGUCGAUCUUAUAGCGGGCAAUGAGUUUCUCAAGUUGCUUUUCGAACGUGAUGAAUCGCAGCGCGAACUGCACAGCGGUGAGCACGACGAUGCCAACGAACGAGUGGUGCGCGGACUGCAGGCACGUAGCGACAGCAGCAGCAGCAGCGGCAGAGGGGCUGCUGGCGAAAGGCGAGUGACGCGCGCCGAUCAUUACCAAUCGACAGGCGAUGCCACCACGCAGUCAAGUGAUUUGGGUAAUAGAGGCGCGGCGGCGCGUAGUCUUGGUUAUAAGAGUCGUAAUGUGCAGAACGAAGCGACAGCGACGACGACGGCGAAGACAACGCGAGCGAGCGAGGAGGGCAAACAAGUGGUGAAGUUGGUGACAUCAGGCAGUAAAAUUGUGUUCCUCGAAGAAUACGACGACAAUGACGCCAUUGUGGAUGCAGUGGCGCGUGACAUUGAUCUAAAAAAAGAAAUAACACAAACACACAGUAAACAGACAUCAAAGCCAACAGCGACGGAACAAGUGCACAUGCAUGUUGAAGCAAAUCCUAGCGACGAAGUCAAGGUAGUGGCGGUGAGCGUGUCAUCAUCGAGCAAACGUGGUGGCCAAAGUCGCACAACAACAAACAAUCAAUAUCACAUAGCUGACACAGAUAUGUCAAAACAGAGCAAUAUAUUCACCGAGACACGUGCGUCAAUGCCACACACAGACAACAUGCGACAGCCGCACAAGCAAACACCACAUGACAACAGCGCUGACAAGAACCAGAGCGCUGACAACAUGUCCGCCAUGACGGCAACAGCGACCACAACAGCGCCAACUGCGCCGAUAACUGCAUCGGCGGCUACCUCAACGAUGGAUGACUUUGUGAAUCGCUCACACAAAAGUGAAUUCUCCAUUGAGGAAGCCGAACCGUUGACAAUGUCGCCACAAAAAUUGCGCGGCGCACCGCAUGCAGCACGCGCUAAUAGUCCACGCUCUCUGCACACGCCACAUGCCGUGAGUGGACGUGCCGUUAAAAUGGCUGCCAACCUGGAUGUGGUCGACUCGGAGAAUAGCGCUUCGACCAAUAUACAAAACGUAUUGGCAGCGCCACUGACGCAGUCCGCUUCCACACGCACCGCUACUGUGAACGCACCAGCUGCAUAUCAGAGUGGCGCGAACAAACGUAAUGGCACGUCCGCGCCCAUAAAUCACAGCCUGACAAAUGCAGCGCGCUCACAUGUCAACACGCAAAUUAGCGGUGCUGAUGACAUGAGCGUUGCUGUUAUGCGCGACACGUCCGCAGCGGUGGCGCACGUUGAUGCCGCCAACGCUGAUAUGGAUGAGAAAUUGUUGCCCUUCCAAACGGUGAUCUAUCACAAUACCAAGGAAGGACAUGGCCCGCAGUCCCGCUCAAUAUCGUAUAGUUCGUUGUCACAGAAUGUGGAAGAUUUGCAUGCGUGGCGGCACUCGGGUAUUUUGGCCGAAGCGCAGCGCAAUGUAAGCGAGAGUUUAAAACCCUUACAACGUGCACAAUUGGCGCACAAUUCAGAGCCGGCGAAGUUUUAUUCGGUGCCAUCGAAAAUGUACAGCGAACCGUCGAAGUUUUACUCCGAACCAGCUAAGGUAUAUUCUGAGCCGUCUAAAGUUUAUGGCGAGCCCGAGAAGUUUUAUUCCGAACCCGCUAAAGUAUAUGGUCAACCAUCUAAGUUUUACUCCGAACCAGCGAAGGUAUACUCACAGCCUGCCAAAGUCUAUGGUGAACCGGCGAAAACUUAUUGGUCGCCAAGCGCCGCUGGUGCUGCCGUAACGGCUUCACCGUCUACGUCAAGCUCUACAAGCAGCACAACUACAACCUCAACCACGACUACACGCCCUGGGCGUUAUAUGCCCUCACGCCGACCCGCCAUUGUGUCACGCAUCGCUUUCGGUGAGGCGCAAACCUCAACAACAGCGCCCCCACAGCUUUCAGAUGAACACCCACCAGUCACAAUAUCGUCAAUAUCCACUAACCAGCAUCAACAGCAACACCACACGCAUCACACACGUUUCCACUCGCAUGCGCAUAGCCAUAGUCACAGUCACGGUGCGCAUAGUUCGCAUAGUGCACAUGAUUCACAUAGUUCGGUGCAUGUACUCGCGCAUACUCAAGCCAACAGUCAGUCUAACGCCGACACAGCCGCGCAACCUGCUCAAUCGCAGUCACUAUCACAGUCACAUGCGGCACAAUCGCAACCACGUCGGGUACUCUUCAACUUGGAUAAAUUGCCGUAUGAUUUAUUGAAUGCGCCGCAAUCACCGCAACAUCUCUUGGAUCCCGACUUCUCGCACAGUCCACCGGCGGCUGUUACCUACUCAUCGCCCCGGCAACGCCAAUGCUUGGAGUCCGCCUUUUCGGCGUCGUUGUCUCAAUCAGCUUUGCAACAGCAGCAGCAGCAGCAACGUCAGUAUUCGUCAUUGUCGGACCAACAUUCUAAUCAAAAUGCCAAAGGAUUGCCUAAUCGAGAUCUAGUCAAGUGUGUUUCCAAAUACAACCAACCAUUAGCCCCAUCAACGGCGACAACAGAGCGCAGCUACAAUGGCGACGACGACAAUAACGACAACGACGACAGCAGCGGCGGCUUGUAUACGCCGACCCCAGAGCAAAAUUACGAAAUUGAAGAGUCCGUAAGUGUUAUGACAAACGGACGAGCCCACGGUAUACAAGGCAAUGCGGCGGUAACUACAACGGCCAGACCAUCAUUUGCACUGCGCACCACGAAAUUCCCCAGUCGCGGUGCGAUACACCAUCAACAACAACAGCACCAACAACAACAUCACUACCACGGCAACGCCAACACAAAUGCCAAUAUAGACAACAACUAUGAUGAUAAUGUGGCGCAGGUUGGUGGUUUGGAUGGCGGCAGCGAUGACGAUGGCAUUGCUGGGGAUGGCAGUAAAACCGGCGAGGGCGGCGACGACGACGAUGCCAAGGUGGCGUAUGUGGUCGAGGGACGCAACUAUCGCAAGUAUCGCGUGGAGGAGAAGACCGACGACGGUUUCAUUGUUGGCGAGUACGGUGUGGUGGACCAUAAUGAUGGUAAUUUACGUGGCGUACGUUACACCGCCGAUUCGACCAUCAAUCGCAGUCUGAUACAAAAGGCGUUGUUGACAUUUCUUAAGCUCAAGUAGUCAAAUGGACAGCGUAAGGUGAUGGUGGUGGCAUAGCGCUGUCAUUGCGUACGGCAUAUAGUGGCAUAAGUGCAUGCUCGGUUAUAAGGUGUUUGGUGGUGCGUAAAACGUAAAGCGAUGGACGGCAAUGUGUGGCUCAUGCGCGCAGACGCACAAAUCAGCGCAUGCGUCUGCCAGCACAUCUCUCGCGGGGGUAGUGAGUUGCUGACGCGCGGGUUGUGUGGUCAUCAAAAUACAUAUACUGAACGCCUGGCGCGUUGCACCAACGGCUACGUUUUGCGUGACCUAAAGCUGGCUUAACAUGCAGUAUGCUGGCUGUUAAACGCCGACGCUAUGACAGCUAUGCGCGCCUAUUCGCAGUCGUUAAGCGCAAAGUAUUUCUUGUCUAUUCCUUGUGAGUUAUUCCUUAUUUUAUAAUUUUAUAAUUUUAUUUUUUUUACAUUUUUUUAUUAUUUGCAAUUUUAUUUUCGUAUUUUGUACUUUUGUUUAAGACCCAUUAGACAAGCUGAAAAAUAUGUGAUCCAAGUCGUACUGUAGGUAGUUUAACUAGGAAGGAAUACACUAAUACAUAGAAAGCAUCUUAAGCGUAUACAACUAGCAUACUUAGGCACAAAUACAUAUACUAUACGUUUAUAAGCGCAUACUGCGUUAGUAUGUAUGCACUCUCGUAUUUAGUUAGCAGAUAUUCGUAAAUAGCGCUCAUUUUUUAUAUUUUUUCAUAGCUGAUAAAAUGUCAAUAUGGCGCAUUGAUUGCAAUCGCUUAUGUAUUUAAUUUAUUAUAGUUUUUUGUAUACUUUUUUUUAAUAUUUAUUUUAAUUUUUUCUUCUACACACAGCACUUACCAGCGUACAUAUGCUUGUAUGUAUGCGCGUGUAGUUGCUAGAGUUUAGUCUUCGUUUUAGUUAACUCAUGUUUAGUGAUUUAUUGCAGAUGAAAACAACUUGCCAUAAAUUUCCGUAGCAAAAUAAAACAUACAAAAAACAAAAAAAGAAAGAAAAACAACAACAAGACAGCAGUUAAAAAACUAUUCGUAUUUGUAAUUUAGCAAAAGUGUUUUAUUCUUAAAUAUAUAUAUAUAUAUAUAUCUACAAAUCAUAUAAAAUAUACAACUGCUUAGUAUUAGCUACACAAGUUUGUUUGUAUGUCUAACUUCAAUACUCAUAAGUAAUUGCAACAAGUCGAUAUUUUUUUCUAUACGGACCAACAGUGUCCACGAUGCAAGCUAAUAAUUAUUUAUAUGUAGCAAUAAUUGUUUGAUUUAGCAUUAAUUUAAGCGUUAGACAAUUGUUUAGUGUUAAACGAGAUUAUUUAGAGACAAAAUCUUAACUUGUAAGUUUUAUCAGAUGAACGUGUUUCCUUCGACAGAAACAUGCUUUGAAGAAACUUUAGGCGAACAAAUUUAUUUAGACAAAAAUUGGAAAGCAAAAGAUAUGAACAUAUAUCAGCGGUAAAUAAAUUUUACAUAAAUACAUAUCAGUAGUAAAUAAAUGUUACUACAUAUUUUUAGUUAUAUGAAAUCACUACGCUUUCAUUUGCAUUAAUAAAUCAAUCGAAAUGUGGCUAUACUUAACACAUACAGGUAUUACUGACCUAACCCAGUGAUUCCGGCACUGGCAUCAGCAGCGUAUGAGUAUUAUUUUCAUGAGUACAGCGACUUGGAAUUGUGUAAUAGCUUACCCGAUGUCAGGUUUUUCAAUUUAUAAUCAUAACAACGACCGAUAUUUUGCCAUUAUCGUAAAACCCUUAAUAAAUAAUAUUCAUAAAAAUUCGAUUCUAUUAUCAGGCGCUUAAAUUAUUUAACAACUGAGGCACCACCUAAAAUGCAAAAUAACGUAACAUCACUUCAAAUAAGUUGAGAGGCGAAGGAAAAACGAUUUAAUAGAAACCACUCACAUUGAAACAAAAUUUGAGUUUUGGUUAAAAUGCUUAUAGAUUGAUUAUAUAUUGUUUAUAUCUGACAGCGGAAGCUAAAAUGUAAUGCAACAUAUAUGUAAUAUGAUGUAGUGAAUCGUAAGCAAUAAAAAACUCCAUUUAGAUUUUUGUGAUGAUACGUUGUUUUGUUCUCAGAGCAUUAAACAAAAGAUCACUCGCAUAACCAGUCGUUCGGCAUUCGAUACCUUACCCAACUAAUAUGCAUCAAAAAGGGUUGCUUUGACACGACCUGCCGCAAUUAAACAAAUGGCGAGGAAAUGGUAAAUCUGACAGUUCACUUCUAUCCUAAAAAAAGCCACACAAUAAAUAAUGCGAAGUCGGCAAAAAACCGAAAAACAUAGAUGAGCAACCGAAAAAAAAAUCAACAAUCUUAAGAAUGAUUGUUUUUUUAUUUUUUUGUCUUUUGAAUAUUUGGAUGUUUGUUUUAAGUUAGGCGCACAUUCGGUAUAAUUCAUCAGUUAUAAUUCUCUCCAUGAAUGUGGGAUCAGAUUUCACAUGAUCAAGCAUGUCCAAAGAGACCUGUUUAUGGUAGACUUUUUGAAAAAUUUCAGCUUUAUCGGGAAGAGUCGAGCAAAAACGCAAUUCAUACCCAAAAUAUUCACCUAAAUCUUGCGAGAGCCUGAUGAUUAUCACCGAAAGCCGUUUCUAACAUUUGCAACGAUUCCGCUCACGAAAUUUGGUUAGAAAUAUAAAAUUUGAAACAAGUCUUCACAGUUUAUUCGAAGUUAAGUGAAUUUGAAAGCAAUUUGCUGUUUACUGGUUAAUGCUGAACGUUGUAUGAUUUAAGUAUGAAGUGCGGUUAUUUUUGGGAUGAACGUUGUAUGAUGCUAUGAUAUGGUCAGUAGGAACCUUCUUUGCUAAUAUACUUAAUGUUUCAGAGAUUUGAACUAGUUUUAUAAAUAUUUUUUCAACAAUAGAAAUGUUCAAAUAUUUGUGGGAAGCUAAAAUCAGAAACGAUCCUAAUGUAUUGAGAUAGCUACGAGAUUCGAUGGCUUUGAGUUAAAGGGAUAUGAAAUAGAUUUUCAUGAAAAAAGUUUAUUAAAUUUGCAAUCAGUAUAUAAUAAAAAUUAACACAUUGAUGGCCAUUAUGUGAAAAAAUGAA